UUUUUAGAUAAUCCUUGUAUUCAAAAUUAAGUGGUUAUUGUAGUUCACUCUAUUUUUGAUGUCGAUGCUCGCCUAGCAGGGAAAGGAGAUCAAGUGACCACAGCAGGUUAUGAUUUUUUUCAAACACUCCUUUAUUCACAUUCGUACAUUACCUUCUUCAUGGCAACAACAGCAUCUACAGCAUCACGAACACCCCAGCUCCUUACAGAGGAACUACGGGCAAAAACGAAAGGCUUGCACGGAAAAUUGGACAGACUGGUGCAGCUUGGUCUUUUCACUGUGCUUGACUACAGGAUUUAUCGCCAACUUCUUCUCGGAUUUUACUAUGUAUACAAGACGUUUGAAGAGGAGUAUGAAAAUCACCUGAAAAAGGUUUCUCAGAUCCAUCCCUGGGUUUUGCAUGCGUAUGCGCCAGAGUUACGAAGAACUGAGGCAUUCGAGGCAGAUUUAGCAUACUUUUAUGGCGAGGACUGGAAACAGAACGUUUCCCCAUCAAAGUCCUUACAACAGUACAUGGAACAUAUUCGCGACAUUGGAAAACAUCAUCCAGAGAAACUGGUAGCCUUCCCAGCAACAAUGUAUUUGGGCAUAUUUUUCGGAGGUCAGAUUGUCCGAUCGAAAAUUGUAAAGGCGACAAGCUUCUUCCCUUCACCGCCUAAUAAGAAAUUGGGGGGUGAGCAUGAUGGCGGAAUUGCUAUCUUCACAUUCCGUGAAAAAGCGCCACCGUCAUCAUCUUCUCCUUCAUCGUUGGGCAAUGUAACCAUCAGCAGUAACAAUUACAAUGACAACCAAAAGGGCAAGAAGAAGGAUCCCAUUAAGCUAAGAAAUGAACUAAAGACUCAACUUAAUUCUAUUCCAGGACUGGAUGAUACUUCAGAAAAGGCUAUCAAGGAACGGCAGGCUAUCGUAGAUGAAGCUAGAGAAAUCUUUGCCAGAAACAUGGAUCUGAUAACCGAGGUGGAUGGUGUCUCCAAAGUAUGGACCCGCUGGAUCAUUAGAUUUUUCUUAUACCUCGCCAUAGCUGUGGCUCUAUAUCAAUUCCUGACGAAAGAGUCAUCAUUCGGCAACCCUUUGCAUUUGUAGCAGAUUACAUAUGAGCAGUAAAUAUAUGAAUCCAAAUCAAACCAAAUACAGCUAUUAUUCAAACGAACAAC
This is a messenger RNA of Lobosporangium transversale, 1154 nucleotides long. RefSeq lists its product as hypothetical. The record is from RefSeq and is a predicted model, not a curated record. The transcript is spliced from 3 exons. Gene Ontology annotation, molecular function: heme oxygenase (decyclizing) activity. Bases 160 to 1083 code for a protein of 307 amino acids. Gene Ontology annotation, biological process: heme oxidation. NCBI's taxonomy places the organism in Eukaryota, Fungi, Mortierellomycota, Mortierellomycetes, Mortierellales, Mortierellaceae.